Messenger RNA from Vespula vulgaris, 927 nucleotides. Its product is annotated as odorant receptor 67c-like. The transcript has 5 exons. Lineage: Eukaryota; Metazoa; Arthropoda; Insecta; Hymenoptera; Vespidae. Gene Ontology annotation, molecular function: olfactory receptor activity; odorant binding. The record is from RefSeq and is a predicted model, not a curated record. The coding region runs from base 148 to 927 and encodes 259 amino acids. Gene Ontology annotation, biological process: detection of chemical stimulus involved in sensory perception of smell; sensory perception of smell. Gene Ontology annotation, cellular component: plasma membrane.
CACAUUGUUAACAAUUGGCAAAUAUUGGAAACUCGAAAAGAAAUGGAUAUCAUGCACCAAUUUGCCAGCGAAGGGAAAUUUCUCACGUUCGGAUACAUAUGUAAAUAUUCAUAAAUAUUUAUUGUAGAAAAUAAUUUCUUUUCUUAGAUGAAGAUUGAUACCUUUUUUAUAGUAUAUAUAUACACUUGCAUGACGAUGUUCCUUAUUACACCAAUUUUUCCACGUCUGAUGGAUGUCAUUCUACCUUUAAACGAGUCUCGUCCUUUGAGAAAUAUAAUUAAAGCUUAUUACUUCGUUGAUGAAAACGAAUAUUUCUAUUCGAUUUAUUGUCACAUGUGUAUAGAAAUUAUUAUGGCAAUUACAGUACUAGUUGCUACGGAUACUUUAUUUUUGGCUUUUAAUUCACACAUAUGUGGUUUAUUUGCCAUAGUAGGAUUUCGUCUAGAACACUUGUUGCACGAUCAGUUCGAUUCACAAGUUUUAUUGAAUAGUCAAACAAGAAAAAUGGUUUUCAAUGACGUAAUACAUUCUAUUAAAAAUCAUAAAAAAGCAUUGGAGUUUGCUGAACUUAUUGAAUCUUGUUAUUCAAUAUCUUUUCUUAUGCAAGCUUUUACUGGAUUGAUAUGUUUGAGUGUUUCUAUGUUCCAAACAUUAAUGUUGCUGGAUAAAACAACAGAAGCACUUAGGUUCUUCACUUUUUCAUGUGCUCAGUUUGUUCACUUUUUAAGUAUAUGUUAUCCAGGUCAAAGAAUGAUAGAUUACAGUACUGGAAUACGUAUUAAAGCGUAUAAUGGACUAUGGUACGAAGCACCAAUUGAAAUUCAUAAAUUAUUGUUAUUAUUAAUACGAAGAAGUAUGGAACCUUGUUACUUGACUGGUGGUAAAAUAUUCAUAUUUUGUUUAGAAACUUUUGCGAAGGUAUACUAA